AUGUUCGCUUUGAUCGCAUCAUCAAUGAGCUCGUUUUUUCUCCCGGGAUUGUUUACAAGCUUGGUCACGAAUGGAAUGAAUUUAAAAGAUAACGCCAAGGGGAAAUUCAUCGAAACAUUUGGCCGACAAAAGCACUUGGCAAAUCUCAAGCUUUUCGAAGUAUCAUUUAGAGGUAGCCAACAAAAGCACUUCGAUGAAUUACCCCUUGAAAUUCGCUACUGCUUCAUCUAA
Messenger RNA from Clunio marinus, 231 nucleotides. NCBI's taxonomy places the organism in Eukaryota, Metazoa, Arthropoda, Insecta, Diptera, Chironomidae. The record is from the annotation of a GenBank genome assembly.